Xenopus laevis (African clawed frog) is the source of this 5477-nucleotide messenger RNA. It is a transcript of the gene tbc1d14.L, whose product is annotated as TBC1 domain family member 14 L homeolog. NCBI's taxonomy places the organism in Eukaryota, Metazoa, Chordata, Amphibia, Anura, Pipidae. The transcript has 15 exons. Gene Ontology annotation, molecular function: small GTPase binding; GTPase activator activity. The coding region runs from base 76 to 2448 and encodes 790 amino acids. The record is from RefSeq and is a predicted model, not a curated record. Gene Ontology annotation, cellular component: endosome.
UGAUAUUGCCAGUCUGCUGCUGGGGCUGCCCUAUUAAUCCCUCCCGCCCCAGAGCAACCGGUGCACCUGUGAGAGAUGCAAGGGGGAAGCCGCUUCACAGGCGCUCACACGGGGAGAAAGAGGCGGCACAGUGAGAUGGGAGGGAGAGCUGAGGAGGAGGCUCAGAGACACAGUGAGGAAGCACCUCCCUUCCAGGAACAAGCAGUAGCACCUGCCGGUGGGAGAGGAGGGCUCAAUCGUGCGCUGGGACCCCUGUGGCAGCUCUCGAAGAAGUUCCGCUCCGCCGGCCUAGCAUGGCACCGCUCUUCCUCUAAACUUGGCAGCCUGCUGCUGGCUAUGUCCCAAGCACAACAUGAACCCCAGCGGAAUGGAGGUCUCCAUAGCCCAGUUGCGUCCUGGUCUAACAUGAAUAAGGACGUCUCCACCAACAUUAAAAACUUAGGGUUCAUUGAAGUCCAGGACAUUAACUUCGAGAGUGAAAUUCCUGCCCUUGGGAAAUGGAAUUUAAAAGGUGCUCAGUCAUUCGGGCUUCCAGAAUACCGGCCCGAUCAUCGUUUUGCUGCAAGUGGCGGGAGUCUUACAGGGGAUUCUUGUAUACCCACACUGGAAAUUGCACCCCCGGAACCUGUACAAACCUUACGUCCAAAUUCUUCCUCUAGCGCUGUUGCACAUGAACGAGUUUUCCAGAGCUCCAAGACCAUCUCAGGUAGUAAUGGACCUCCGUCUUUGAGUAGCACAGAACCAGACCACAUCGUGUGGAAACCUCCCACCCUUCCCAGAUCUGGAUACGACACGGCAAAACUGUACAGCCCCACGUCUCUCAACAGAAGCGACGACGUCUCGGACUGCAGCAUUUCCAGCCUCAGCACAGACUUUUCCACCACAUUGUCUGUGAGUAACGAGGACAUUGUGGACUUUGUGGUUAUGAGCAAUUCAAGUGCAAUUGUCGCUUUGGAGAAUGACGACACCCAUUUUUCCGAAGUCACGCUGAACUCCACAAAAGACAGCAGUGCUGAUGGGAUUCAGGAAAGUUUCGCCCAGGAGGAGGAGGUGGACAGAAAGUUGAAGAUAUUUGGAUCGCUUAGUAAUCUCUUUAACAAGAAUAUAUUUGCUCGGAAAAAGAGUGUUUCGGUAGAAAAAGCAGAUGACUUGGGCUGGAAUUUGUUUAAUAGAUUUCCCCAACAAGGAAACCCUAGGACUGUAUCAAAGGAAUAUGAGGAAAGAAUUGGACGAGCUUCAAAGUCUCUCUCUCCGAAGCAGAAUGUGAGGAAAAGCCUCAACUUUGAGCCUCUCUCCACCACCGCGCUCAUUCUGGAAGACAGACCAGCGAACCUUCCAGCCAAACCAGCCGAGGAAGCCCAGAAACACCGGCUGGAAUAUGAAGAAAUGGUGGCCCAAGCCAAACGGAGAGAAUUCAAAGACGCCCAAAGGAGAAAAAAGCAACUGGAGGAAAGGUGCAAAGUGGAAGAAAGUAUCGGCAAUGCUGCUUUAACCUGGAACACUGAGAUCCUGCCCAACUGGGAAUCCAUGUGCUGCUCUCGCAGAGUGCGGGAUAUGUGGUGGCAAGGGAUUCCGCCCAGUGUGAGAGGGAGAGUCUGGAGCCUGGCGAUUGGCAACGAGCUGAAUAUCACUCACGACCUCUACGACAUUUGUUUGUCCAGAGCCAAAGAUCGCUGGAAAUCCCUGAGCAUGGGAACUCAAGAAGCGGAGAAUGAAGAUUCCGGAUUGUCUGUAGCAGACAGAGAAGCCAGUCUGGAGUCUAUCAAGCUGGAUAUCUCCCGGACUUUCCCCAAUCUGUGUAUUUUUCAAAAGGGGGGCCCGUACCACGACAUGUUGCACAGUAUUUUAGGCGCGUACACGUGUUACAGACCAGAUGUCGGUUAUGUGCAGGGCAUGUCCUUUAUUGCUGCUGUGUUGAUCUUGAACUUGGAUACUGCAGAUGCCUUUAUCGCUUUUUCAAACCUCUUGAAUAAACCCUGUCAGAUGGCAUUUUUUCGAGUGGACCACGGGCUUAUGUUGACCUAUUUUGCCGCAUUUGAAGUAUUUUUUGAAGAAAAUCUGCCAAAGUUACUUUCGCAUUUCAAGAAAAACAACCUUACGCCAGAUAUCUACCUGAUAGACUGGAUUUUCACUUUAUACAGUAAGUCACUACCACUGGAUUUGGCGUGCAGGGUGUGGGAUGUGUUCUGCCGUGAUGGAGAGGAGUUUCUUUUCAGGACUGCGCUGGGGAUCCUUAGACUUUUUGAAGACAUUUUGACCAGAAUGGACUUCAUUCAUAUUGCCCAGUUCCUGACAAAACUGCCGGAGGACUUGAACUCUGAGGACUUAUUUGCCUCCAUUGCUGCAAUUCAGAUGCAAAGCCGGAAUAAAAAGUGGUCUCAGGUACUGUCUGCACUACAGAAAGAUAAUCGUGACAUGGAAAACCGAAGCCCAUCUCUUAAACGCUAAAAGCCACAAGUCUCAGAAGGGAUCCCCCUGUCUCGGUGCUUGCAGAGUCUUUCAUUCUCCGCUUCCGAUGUUUUCAGUGGAACGUCAUUUUUAAUUUAAGACUGUGUGAAAACACUGGAAUUGGCCUUAAACUCUUUGAGCCAAUACUUUGCUAAUCAGCCUUGUUCCACCAGACUGGCUCCCCUUCCUCUGCACGGCGAGAGACGCCUUCCCAAUGACGGGAGAAUUCUGUGGAAUGACUGAGUUUAGUAAAUACAGGCUUUAAACCCGAGGCCGGGCCUCAGAGUGUGCUGUAGUCUGAACUGACGGUGUAUUUGUCUGAUUUCCAUUGCACACGACCAAAUCCAUGUUCAUGAUUUUACAGACCAUAAACCAGGGAUAUGCAACCUGUCACCCUCCAUAUGAUCCUUUACUGUAAUGCUUUUAACUGUAGUUCAACAACCUUUGUAAGGCCUAGAUACUGACCACAUUGAUUGGUAAUGAGUAGAAGCACACGCUGCAUGGCUGCUUAGAACGUAGAUCCGUCUCCACUCUUAGCCAUGUUAAAGGCAUGAAGGGGUUGCACACACCAUAUCUGUAGUCCAUCAUGGGCCAGACUGUCCUACAAACUCACAUAUUGUUGCUGAAUUCCACCGAAAUCUCUAACUCCUCCCCCCAAACCAGGGCAUUCAUGUGUUGCUACGUGGACUCUCUUUAGUUUUAAAAGAUUAAUACAAUGUUUUAUAAUUUAAUGGGCAUUUUACCAAAGAUAUAUAUGCAAAAUAACAGAAACCUAUUCUCAAAGAAAACCGGCUGCUUGAGGUUCAUUAAGUAUCAUCAUUCUCAUUGUAUUCGGCUUAUGCCUUAUAGGAAUGUCCCAGACUGUUGCAUGCUGGGAGCUGUAGUUGAUGGCACCUAAAAGGCUACAUUUUUGACAUUCCUGCUGCUCUCCGUUGAGUACAUAGGUGUGAAUACUCCUCUAGAAGCAGCACUUGGGUUCAGAGUUGCUCCAGGAAGGCGGGGUGCACAUAUAGUGUAUGUUAAAGAAUAUUCGGUGGGUGCGCUCAUCAGUUGACACCCUGCUCAGCGCUAGCACUUGGUUUAGGGUGCAAGUUGGCCUGACAACAGUUACGUAGAGAUCAUGCAUUAUAUAGGCCUGUGUUUGAAAUAAGAAUAGAAAGGGCUGAUAGGCUGGGGCCAACUAGGAGAUCUUUGGAGAUCCAUGGUCACUUAUUCACUUUCCAAAUCAUGGGCUUUGUCCAUUUCCUUAUACUCUUUAUAUCAGUGACAUCUGAAUUUCCUUAUACUCUUUAUAUCAGUGACAUCUGAUCUCUAUAACUGUUCCCUUUACUCAUUCGGGUUUCCCUAUUCUACCUUGGUCUCACUUUUCAGCCUCUCUUUUUGGUUUCUUGUUCAUGAGUCUCGAUUCUUGUUUCUUCUGCCCUUUGCCAGCUCCUUGACACUAUUGUCAUUCUUCUUCGCCGAUCUGUGUCCUACCACCACCAUAUUGGCACCUCUUUUCCCGUUUAAUAGGGUGCAACAGCAAGGAAAGCCUAACCCUAAAUCUAAAAUUAUAAGGUGGGUGACACAACACCGAGGAAAGGGAGGGAGUGGGCAACAGGGUAGAAUGUAAUGGGAAAUGAGAUGGGAGAAAGAUAUGAGGAUGGGAGGAGAUUAUGAAAAUGAUGAUAGAGACAGUGCAGAUAGAAGGAGAUGAUGAAGGAAAAUGAUCGAGACAGUGAAGAUAGGAGGAGAUGAUGAAGGAAAAUGAUGGGAGGGGAUGAAGCAAAAUGAUGGUAGAGACAGUGAAGAUAGGAGGAGAUGAAGGAUAAUGAUGAUAGAGACAGUGCAGAUAGGAGAUGAUGAAGGAAAAUGAUGAGACAUUGAAGGUCGGAGGAGAUGAUGAAGGAAAAUUAUGGUACAGACAGUGAAGAGAGGAGGAGAUGAUGAAGGAAAAUAAUGAUAGAGACAGCGAAGAUAGGAGGAGAUGAUGAAGGAAAAUGGUGAUCGAGACAGUGAAGGUAGAGAAGGUGGGAUGGUAGAAAAUGAGAUGAGGUGGAAGGACUUCAUUAAGCUAAAGAGGUUAAUAGAGAUGGAAUGGGACAUGGAAAAGUUGGAUGAUAAAUUUAAGGUGGGACCAAAGGUAUGUGGGAAGGAGGGGGAUUCAAGACUGGAAUAUGAAAGUGGGAGGUGACCAAUAAAAGAAUUGACUGCAUGCUGAUAUAAUGGUGGGGUCUGCGCUCUUCCACCUAAUGCUUUUCACUAUUUUGGCUCCGAUCCUUCUAUUCUCACCUUGGACCAGUAGACAUCAUGUGACUAUUUAGCAGUAGUGAUAGUGCCCCUCUGUUUUAUGAUCAGAAUGUUGAUGAAGGUAGAUUAACUGGGAAGCCUCUGUAGAGGAAGAAGCUCCCAGAAUCCCUCACUGGGUUUUAUAACAAGCACUUUAAAUGGUUUAUUCUGAUAUCCUAGGCUGAAUGUACAGUGCCACGCGAUGUUUGGGCGACACAAUGUACCAUACGAGUCUUGGGGAAACUCCAAAGUUGAAAAAAAAAUUACAAAAAGGUCAGUUUUAUUUUUCAUGGCUGUGAUUUAAUAUCAAACUCAGGCAAUAUGUCUCCAUCUCCCCCUCGAAUUUUGCACUAGCGUCGGCCAUGUUUAUUAUGCUGUGCCGGAUUUAUCAAGGGGUGUGUAAUUUUUACGCCAUCGACCCCCAGAUUUGCCUCCGUUAUUUUCCAUUUCUUCUGACGGAAGUCACUGUAAGAAAAAACGUGCAAAAACUUUACACGGCAAAUCCUGGAGAUGUGUGGCAUAUGAUCCCGCUGUUUUUUACACCACAUAAUAAAUAUGUCCCUAAGAUUUCAUUUUUACUCUGUACAAUGGUUUCUGGCAUGGGGUGUGGAUUUCCGAUUGGAUAAGAGAGGUGGGGGGGGAGCCUACAAUAUUCCGUCAUGUAAUUUACACGUAUGGCCGUAUGUAUAGAGAUGUGUAAAAUGUUUUUACCAAAUAGUAGUGUAGAAAGUGGUGUAAAUAAAAGUGAUAUUUAUAAAGUC